Messenger RNA from Aspergillus candidus, 1641 nucleotides. Its product is annotated as concanavalin A-like lectin/glucanase domain-containing protein. The record is from RefSeq and is a predicted model, not a curated record. The coding region runs from base 1 to 1539 and encodes 512 amino acids. Gene Ontology annotation, biological process: carbohydrate metabolic process; fungal-type cell wall organization. The transcript has 3 exons. Gene Ontology annotation, molecular function: hydrolase activity, hydrolyzing O-glycosyl compounds; glycosyltransferase activity. Lineage: Eukaryota; Fungi; Ascomycota; Eurotiomycetes; Eurotiales; Aspergillaceae. Gene Ontology annotation, cellular component: fungal-type cell wall.
AUGCCGUCGAAAAUGUACUGGGCUGCGGCCCUGGCUCUGGGAGCCCAGCUCGCCAAUGCGCAGACCUACACCGAGUGCAACCCCACGGAAGAAAACUGCCCUCCUAACCCAGGUCUCGCGACCUACACUCACUUCACCGACUUCACCAGCGGCCCCGAUGCCUUCGAGCGCUGGGACACCGCAGCCGGAUCGGUGACCAGCACCCCAAUGGGCGCCGCCUUCGUGAUCAACGAGCAAGGCGACGCACCGACCAUUGAAACAGACUUUUACAUCUUUUUUGGCUCUGUGGAAGUCAAGUUGCGCGCCGCCAACGGCACGGGCAUCAUCAGCACUACCGUGCUGGAGUCUGACGACCUCGACGAAAUCGACUGGGAACAAGUAAGCACAUUCGACAACCAAAUUCAAACCAACUACUUCGGCAAAGGCAACACCACCUCCUACGACCGCGCCACCACCGUCGCCGUCUCCGCCCCAGAAGAGACCUUCCACACCUACACCGUCAACUGGACCCCGACCCAGAUCGAGUGGAUCCUAGACGGCACGGUGGUGCGCACCCUCGGCUACCACGACGCCCUCGGCGGGCAGAACUACCCGCAGACGCCCAUGCGUAUCCGCAUCGGCAUCUGGGCCGGCGGCGAUCCCAGCAACGCCCCGGGAACCAUCUCCUGGGCCGGCGGCGAGACGGACUACAACGAUGCUCCGUUCACCAUGUAUCUGGAGUCUGUGAAUGUCGUCAAUUAUUACCCUGCGGAGUGGUACGCGUGGGGUGAUAUGACGGGGUCGUAUGGAAGUAUUGAGCCGUUGAAUGGCACGGACGGGGCUGGUGUUCCUGGAGCGGUUUCCAAAGAGCCUGUUGCUCAGGAGUCUGGUUCCGAUGCCCCUGCUUCGGAUAUCCCCAGCCCUACUCCUGGUGCUGAGGAUCCCAGUACUGAAUCUCCCGUGUCUGAGGCUAGCCCUACGCCCACUGAAGCCCCCACAACCGAAGCUCCGGCCCCUGUCCCCGGCUCUGAGACCCCUGGUUCUGAAGCCACACCGGCUCCUAGCUCUGAAGCUCCCACUGAAACUCCCACUCCUGAAUCUCCCAGCUCAGCUCCUCCCGCUGAAACACCCGGCCCGGUUGUGCCCAUCCCCGUCGUGCCUAGUUCAGAAGUUCCCAGCUCAGAAACACACAUCCCCGCCACUCCCUCCUCCGCGAAACCAAGUUCCGCCGCUCCCAGCUCCUCAGGCGCAAACCAAAGCAGUCCAGUUCCCUUCCCCACUUCCACGCAUACUCCGUCCCGUCAUCCUACCCCUACCCAUACCCCUCCGCCGCAUACACCCCAUGCCAGCCCCAGCACCAUCCCCGUGGAAACCCCCCCAGCGAGCUCCACCUCGAGCAAACCUCUAAUUCCUGUUCCUGGAUCGCAGACUCAAAGCGGGACUCCCUCAUCUAGUAGUACAUCUGCUGUUCCUACUAUGGAAGCCGGUGCGGUAGGGUCGUUUGAGAUUUCCAUGGGAGCUGUUGUGGGUGCUUUGUUGAUGGGCAUGGUUCAGAUUUGAUUGCGGAUGGGGGAGAUCAAUUGGGUAAUAGUUUAGGUUAUUGGUGUUUUGGUGUUACAUUGGAGAUUGAUACUGAUUGAUAAUGGUAUCGGUAUUGGUGUU